AUGGCCGGCGCGAUGCCGACAAAGCUGAGAUCCCUCGGUUCCGGAAUCCUGUUCACCUACCCCGAGAUCUCAACUAUUGCUGGCGUGCAGGGCCUGGUCGUCUACUCGCUGUCGUCGGGCUUGCCGCUGCUGGUGUUUGGCUGGCUCGGGCCCGUCAUUCGCCGCAAGUGCCCUGAGGGCUUCGUCUUGACCGAGUGGACCAGAGCCCGCUAUGGCACCGUUACGGCGCUGUAUCUGAGCUUGAUGACCCUCAUCACGCUUUUCCUGUACAUGGUUGCGGAGCUCUCGGCUCUCCAGCAGAUCAUCACCGCCCUGACGGGUCUGGACGGCCUGCCCGCCGUCAUCGUCGAAUGCGUCAUCACGACCAUCUACACCUCCCUUGGCGGCUUCCGCGUCUCCUUCAUCACGGACAACAUCCAAGGCGCCAUGGUGCUCGGGCUCAUCAUCAUCGGCGUCAUCACCGUGGGCGUGGAGACCAAAAUCGACCGCAGCAUGAUCGCAUCCUCGGGGCUGCUGGACUCGAGCCUCCUCGGCUGGCAGCUCAUCUACAUCCUGCCCGUCGCGGUCCUGACCAACGACUUCUUCCUCUCCGGCUUCUGGCUGCGCACCUUCGCGUCGCGCACGGACCGGGACCUCAAGAUCGGAACAUCGAUCGCCACGGUCGUGGUGACGGCCAUCCUCGUCCUAGUCGGCAGCACGGGGCUGCUGGCCGCGUGGGCGCCGGGCGUGCUCUCCGACCCCGCCGCCGAGGGCAGCAUCUCCUUCUUCCUGUUGCUCGAGCAGCUGCCCGCGUGGGUCGUGGGCAUCGUGCUCGUGAUGGUCGUCGCGCUGUCGACCUCCGCCUUCGACUCCGUGCAAUCCGCAAUGGUGAGCUCGGGCUCCAACGACCUGUUCCGCAACAAGCUCGGGCUGUGGUACAUCCGGGCCGCCGUCGUGCUCGUCAUGGUGCCCGUCGUCGUCGUCGCGCUCAAGAGCCCCAGCGUCCUGCAAAUCUACCUCAUCUCGGACCUGGUAUCGGCGAGCCUGGUCCCUGUCCUCGUCCUCGGGCUUUGGGAUAAACUACAUUUCUGGCAGGGCUUCGAAGUCGUGGUUGGCGGCCUCGGCGGCAUCCUCGCCGUCUUCGUCUUCGGCACUAUAUACUACGGCAGCGCGCUCGCGGGCGCCAAGCUCAUCCUACUGGAGAACGGCCUCUACGCCGAUGACUGGGGCGCGUUUGGCGCGUUUGUUGCUGCGCCCGUCGGGGGGCUGCUGUUCGGCCUUGCGGCGCUGGGCCUGAGGCUUAGCGUCCUGUAUGCCCGUGCGAGGUACACAGGCAGUCGUUUCACCGCGCUCGAUAAGCCGGCCCCGAGGGCUGCGGAUGCGGAUCCCGAUGCGGCGUCUGUGGCUGGGGAGCGCGGUGUCGGUGGCGCGUAUGCCGGUGGUGUUGAGCCGGUGAGCGUGGAGGCCGGCGGGAAGGACGUCCGCUUUGUGUAG
This is a messenger RNA of Aplosporella prunicola CBS 121167, 1473 nucleotides long. RefSeq lists its product as uncharacterized. The transcript is spliced from 4 exons. Gene Ontology annotation, cellular component: membrane. NCBI's taxonomy places the organism in Eukaryota, Fungi, Ascomycota, Dothideomycetes, Botryosphaeriales, Aplosporellaceae. Bases 1 to 1473 code for a protein of 490 amino acids. Gene Ontology annotation, molecular function: transmembrane transporter activity. Gene Ontology annotation, biological process: transmembrane transport. The record is from RefSeq and is a predicted model, not a curated record.